UUUUGCCUCCUAAACUGAAACUGGUGGAGGCACUCUGCCUGGAGGACUCCCAGUUUACAUACCAAUACAGACUGAAGCGCUUUGCCAAACUGUCCUUUAGAAACAAUUGUCACCUUGCCACCUGCCGUUUGGAGCAGCCCUGAACCCUCCUCCAGUUUGAAAUUCAUCAGACAGAGAGAGAGAGAGACAGAGAGAGAGAGAUCGCGCUCAAUAAUAAAUCGACUUCAAAGAGAAGAGAUGAAAAGGAGGUUAUUAUGAGUGUAUCAGCCUAGGCAUCGCUCUCCACCUUUCUGCUUCCUGGAGAAAUGGAACCGCAUUUCUAAGGUGGCCAACGCAAGACUAGGUAAGCAUCCAAAUCUGCCGUCCACUUUUGCCCGGAAGGACAGAUUCCCGUUAUUUGGGGCCUCCCGGAGUCGUUCCCAAAAGAUUCCCAGGCUACCCUCCUUCCUCUCCGGUCUUCCAAAAACUAAAACUCGCAAAGCGGUGGCUGUCUGUGGAUUGGCUAGUACUAAAAUAUCCAUUGGGUGGCAGUAAUACUAUCCUCUUUAUGACUUGCAGCAAACCAGAGAAUGCAUUCAAUCAAAUGAACCGAUCUUGUAGAAACACUGGAAUCAUUUAUGCAUUGCAGUUUCUCUUUCUUGUUUUCGCUCCUUCUUUCCUGGGAUAUUUUGAGUGGAUCGUGGCUAUUAAUCAAGAUCUCGUGCUGUUCGUGGUUUGCUUGUCGUUUUCGCUCAGGAUUAGCAUCAUUCAAGACAAACGCAAAGCUGCUUCCCCACCCCACACACACUCUUUUUUGAAAAAUCAUUUUUGGGGGCUGCUGAAGAGAGCUAGGACCCAGGAGACACCUUCCCAAACAGCAGGGGUUGUGUGCUUUCACAUAGCAGUACUGUACAAGGAAAACCCCGUCGGAUCUGUUAUUGCGGGAUACUUGUGAAAUAUACAUAGGAUUCUUUCUUAUGGCUGCAUCCCGGAUCUGGAAAUUUUACUUGGGGAACAGGAGGAUUUGAAAAGCUACAUGUAUCCAGAAGAUUUGCAAGCAAGACUCCAAUUCUUGUCAUAGAGCUCACAGACUUCCUCACUUAUCGGCCUUUUUUCUUCCUUGUGUUUUAAAAAUUAUUAUUUCCUCCCUCUUUUCUGCUCCCUCCUCUCCCAGUCUCUCCUUUUCUUUCUGCCUCUUCUUUUUCCUCCUUGUCUUUUUUUCCCCCUGCUCUGCACCUGGAUUCUAUCUUCACCAAACAAUCGGGCACUUUGAGAACUAACUGGAGACAGACAGUCUGUAGGAAAGAUCUGUAUGGAAUUAUCUGCUUUUAUGGUGAACUUGGCAUUUGUGAAUGGGUAUCUUGUUCACGAUAUUAAUUGCUAGCAAAGACAAGAAAAAGAACACAGGAGUAAAACGUGGAUUUUUCUGAAUACGCAUUGUGAUGACCAGCAAUUACCUUACCGACUGAUAUCCAGAGGAGAAUAAUUCGGAAGACUCUUGUGGGGAACAGCCUUUAACAGCUGGAAGAUGAAAGCUCCGAUUCCUCAUUUGAUUCUCUUAUAUGCUACUUUUACACAGAGUUUGAAGGUUGUAACCAAAAGAGGCUCUGCUGAUGGAUGCACUGAUUGGUCUGUUGAUAUCAAGAAAUACCAGGUUUUGGUGGGAGAGCCUGUUCGAAUCAAAUGUGCGCUCUUCUAUGGUUAUAUCAGAGCAAAUUACUCCCUUGCCCAAAGUGCUGGACUCAGUUUGAUGUGGUACAAGAGCUCUGGUCCUGGAGACUUUGAAGAGCCAAUAGCUUUUGAUGGAAGUAGAAUGAGCAAAGAAGAAGAUUCCAUUUGGUUCCGACCAACAUUGCUGCAGGACAGCGGCCUCUACGCCUGUGUCAUCAGAAACUCCACUUACUGUAUGAAAGUAUCCAUCUCACUGACAGUGGGCGAAAAUGACACUGGACUCUGCUACAAUUCCAAGAUGAAGUACUUUGAAAAAGCUGAGCUUAGCAAGAGCAAGGAGAUUUCAUGCCGUGAUAUAGAAGAUUUUUUACUGCCAACCAGAGAACCUGAAAUCCUUUGGUAUAAGGAAUGUAGGACAAAAACAUGGAGGCCGAGUAUUGUAUUCAAAAGAGAUACCCUGCUUAUACGAGAAGUCAGAGAAGAUGAUAUUGGAAAUUAUACCUGUGAAUUAAAGUACGGAGGCUUUGUUGUGAGAAGAACUACUGAAUUGACUGUUACAGCUCCUCUGACUGACAAGCCACCCAAACUUUUGUAUCCCGUGGAAAGUAAACUGACAAUUCAGGAGACCCAGCUGGGUGAUUCAGCUAAUCUAACCUGCAGAGCUUUCUUUGGGUAUAGUGGAGAUGUCAGUCCUUUAAUUUACUGGAUGAAAGGAGAGAAGUUUAUUGAAGAUCUGGAUGAAAAUCGAGUUUGGGAAAGUGACAUUAGAAUUCUUAAGGAGCAUCUUGGGGAACAGGAAGUUUCCAUCUCAUUAAUUGUGGACUCUGUGGAAGAAGGUGACUUGGGCAAUUACUCCUGUUAUGUGGAAAAUGGAAAUGGACGUCGACAUGCUAGUGUUCUCCUUCAUAAACGGGAGCUAAUGUACACAGUUGAACUUGCUGGAGGGCUUGGUGCUAUCCUCUUACUGCUUGUUUGUUUGGUGACCAUCUAUAAGUGUUACAAGAUAGAAAUCAUGCUCUUCUACAGGAAUCAUUUUGGAGCUGAGGAACUGGAUGGUGAUAAUAAAGAUUAUGAUGCAUACUUAUCAUACACCAAAGUGGAUCCUGACCAGUGGAAUCAAGAAACUGGGGAAGAAGAACGGUUUGCCCUUGAAAUCUUACCUGACAUGCUUGAAAAGCAUUAUGGAUAUAAGUUGUUUAUACCAGAUAGAGAUUUAAUUCCAACUGGAACAUACAUUGAAGAUGUGGCAAGAUGUGUAGACCAGAGCAAACGGCUGAUUAUUGUCAUGACUCCAAAUUAUGUAGUUAGAAGGGGCUGGAGCAUCUUUGAACUGGAGACCAGACUUCGAAACAUGCUUGUGACUGGAGAAAUUAAAGUGAUCCUAAUUGAAUGCAGUGAACUACGAGGAAUCAUGAACUACCAGGAGGUAGAGGCCCUCAAGCACACCAUCAAGCUCCUGACGGUUAUUAAAUGGCAUGGACCAAAAUGCAACAAGUUGAACUCUAAGUUCUGGAAACGUUUACAGUAUGAAAUGCCUUUUAAGAGGAUAGAACCCAUUACACAUGAGCAGGCUUUAGAUGUCAGUGAGCAGGGGCCUUUUGGGGAGCUGCAGACUGUCUCGGCCAUUUCCAUGGCCGCGGCCACCUCCACAGCUCUAGCCACUGCCCAUCCAGAUCUCCGUUCUACCUUUCACAACACGUACCAUUCACAGAUGCGGCAGAAACACUACUACCGAAGCUAUGAGUACGACGUACCUCCUACCGGCACCCUGCCUCUUACCUCCAUAGGAAAUCAGCAUACCUACUGUAACAUCCCUAUGACACUCAUCAACGGGCAGCGGCCUCAGACAAAAUCCAGCAGGGAGCAGAAUCCAGAUGAGGCCCACACAAACAGUGCCAUCCUGCCGCUGUUGCCACGGGAGACCAGUAUAUCCAGUGUGAUUUGGUGACAGAAAAGCAAGGGACGUCCCGUCCCUGGGAGCUUGAAUGGAAUCUGCAGCCCAGUGCCUGGAACUAAAUCCUCGACUGCUGCUGUUAAAAACAUGCAUUACAAUCUCUAGAACACGAGGAAAAACAGGGUCUUGUACAUAUGUUUUAUGGAAUUUCUUUGUAGCAUCAGUGUCUUCCUGUUUUACCAUGUCUCUUUCCAUUACAUUUUUUGACUUUGUUUUAUAUGUCAUUGGAAUUUGUAAAUUUACAUUUUUUUUAAAGAAGAGACUGAAGUAUAGAUAGAAAAACCUUUUUUGCUUCAUUACUUUAGUUUUAGAAUGGGUUUUAAUUUCCUUUUUGUAAAUUUUAUUUUGCUCUUAACAUUUCCUUGGGGUGCUUGGACAAAUCUAUCCGAUGGGACAAGGAGCACCGGAUCCUCACUCGGGUUCUGCCUAGGAUCAGCUGGGCCACAUCGGCCUUCAGAGAGCAGUGCGACACACGCCAGCAUUGCCACUUGAGAGAAAAAUUAAAAAGAGAGAGAAGAACACUUGUGCAUAGGAGGGCCCCGCCAGUCAGAGCCCUGAAUCUCUUCCUUGUCCCGCCUCAUUCCCCACCUCUACCCUUCUAAUGGCGGCAUGAUGUGUAAACUGCAGAGGGGUGGGGGUGGGCCUAACUGUCUUAACAUAGUCAAUUCACUGCUCUUCAGAAUACACUCUAGACCCAAAGGUGUGCUAGUCACUUGACAGUGACCACUACAGAGUGCUAAGAAGAGAAGAUCAAGGGCACGAAAAUGGGGGAGAGUGUUGUUUCCGUUUUUUAAAUGAGUUGAUGUACCCUUAUAUAUAUAAAUAUAUAUAUAAAUAUAUAUAAAAACAACAAAACAAAACAGACAAAAAAACCACAAAAAAGCAAAAAAACAAAAAACAAAAAAAAAAUCAAGCCCUAUAUUUGAUCACUUCCUGGAAAGGCAUGAAUGUGUUUGUGGCUGUUUUUGUUUAAUAUUCUACUUCCUCUUUUCCCUCUAUAUUUUUUCUGCAAAUGAGAUUAUGUGCAAAUGCCAGGCAAGUUAACUCAAAAGGGUGAAUCAACGCAAGUCAAAAUGAAAUUUGCAUUGGAGGCUUCCGAACCAAAGGGAAGGACAGGAUGUGUCAUCAAAUAUGUUUUGUCACCUUGUAUUAUAUGAAUUGUUAUUUUCUAAAGAGUCAGAGAAGAUCUGUGAAACUUCUUGUGGGGUCCUGUUGUAUUUAAAUGUUAACUCACUUGCAUUUAAUUUUCAAGGCUACAUUCAGAAUUAAGCGUUUGGUUUCAGUUUGUGAACAUAAGCAACACUUAUUAAUAUCGAGGUGUUUAAGAACUCAGGAGGUCAAACAUAUGAAUAUCAACAGAUAUCAAUAUUUUCAAAAUAAACAUCAUUUAUACAAAAUAGUUUUUAAAUUAGAUCUGAAAGUGUUUAAAAUACUUUUACUGUAUAAAAAAUUCAUUUUAUUUUAACUAUAUGAUUCAAUCUUCAAGAAACAGAAAGCUGAUGCUCCCGGGAAAUUCAACCCUUAGCAUUUAGCUUUAUGUUUGAAGUCAAUUACAUAAGCAGUUAAUUCAUAUUCAUAUUAAGGGUGAUGCAAAGUCAAUCACAAAGGAAACUGCAGAGGGCAGAGUUGUUAAAAGGAAAUAUUACCUACAUAGCUUUUAGUUUUUAAAAAAGUCAAUGUGAUAAAAACAUUGAUAGUAGAACUUAAAACAGUACUUCAGACAUUCAUCGUAGGAACUUCCAUCCCAGUCAUUGUCUGUGGGCUUGUAUAGUGACUACUGUAUGUUUGGUUUAUUCCUAUCACUCUAUAAUGAGAAAACAAUCUAUAGCUUUGGUCACAGUACUAAGGUGUGAGUUGGCCACUAAGAGGAAAAAAGAAAAGCAAGCAAGCAAGCUAUAAACUGCACUAGAGUUCCUUUGGGAGGAUUGAACUGCAAAUGUAUGAGAGAUGAGUAUAAGCAUUUGGUAAGGAUGCAAAGGUGGCAGUAUCUGUGUGACAAGGUAAAGGAGCCUUGGGAUAUGCACUGAUUUUUAUUUGUUUAAAAAAUGUUUAUUUCCCUGACAACUCGACUGGGUCCUUCCCUAUACUGUCUUUAUUUCUCUGCUCCCCUUGGAUCUGUGUCACAUUUUCACAAAUCAGAACUGAAGCUGCAAGGACACAUAAAACUUUAAGGUCAGCUUUGCACAUUGUGUUAUUUUCAGAAUCCGAGAAGGCCAUUGUUUACUUUGUACUAUGGACACCUGUCAGGGACUGGUGGCAGUGAACCUCAUUGGACUGGAUGACCAAACUCCCCCAGUGCUCACAAAACUGUAAAUGUGGCAAUGGCCUGGUUUAUUUCUUUGUGGUUUUUCUUUCCUUUUUCUUUUUUCACAUGCACGAUGGAAGUGUGGAAUAAAUGUAGAGGAAGUAAUCAGACCACAGUCAUGUUUUAGGCAUCCAUAGGUGUUAAUUUAGCUGCAUUGGGAGUACAUUUUUGUUCUAUUUUUAGUGUAGAUUUAAGCACUUUGAAUAGCAUGAUUCAGGGAUUGAUGGGUAAUAUUUGAUAUUCUCACAACUUAAGAAACUUUUUUUCCUCUAAUGCUUUGUCAUAUUUUUAAAAAUGAAAUAAAUGCAAAAGAAGCUAUCUAUGGCUUUAGAAACAUUCCUCCCAAGUAUUCCUCUAUCAGCUCCAUGUGAGAACAAAUGAAGGAAACUGUCAUGUGUUCACGUGCUCUAUGUUUAACAAAAGUUCUGUUAGAACUUACAAUAAAAAGAGAAAAAAAAUGUAUUUCCCCUAGUGCCUAGGUUUCAUCCUUCUCUUUUUGUGGUGGGGGCUAUGGGGGAUAAGAAUAUUCUAGUUGUAGAAACACAGUUGAAUGUAUGAAUAUGUUAGCCAAGCUGGGGUAGAGAAUGGACUUCCAGACUUGGGUAUGUGUGAUGUUUGGUACUGCCUGUUUUUCAUCAAUCACUGCUCGGGCUCUGAAUGACACAUUAUAGAUUUAAAAAUCCAUCUUGUUUUUAAUGUAACCUCGACUUGCUGCUUAUGAGCAUCCUACCCUUUAUUCUGGUGCUCAAAUAUUUGAUUAUUUAAUUUGUACCCCAUUCCUUAGAUCUCCUAUGGGCCGAAAAGACAUUUGUAUCUUGGGUAGCCUGCUGACUUACAUUGAGCUCAAUUCUGUGAAACAAAUCCAAGACAUGAUAAGAGACCUGAGCCUACUAUAUUUCUACAGCUUAACACCUGAUUGUUCAAACAGUCAACUAUUUUGUGAUUACUUUUUUCAUAGUAUAUGUAUUUGGACCUUAUUGACUUAAUCUUAUAUAGAUGCUGGUUUCUUCUGUAUUUCAUUAUUAUUUAGCAUUUUAUAAUAAGAGCAGAUAUUAACUGAGAGCCAAUCCCUAAACUUUAAGUAAGUUUUGUUCAUCCUAGAGUAGUGAUUAACUUUUUAGAUACCAUUUAUGUAAAUCGAGAUCACCAUUUCUAUGAGUACAUUUGUGAAGUAUUUUCUGAUUCUGGAAUCAUACCCUAGUUCUUUUUCUAAGGAGUAUUUUCUAAAUUUCACACUAAAUUUCUUUUUCUUAUUAGUUUAAGUUUAUGCCAUUAGUCCCAGAAGAAAGCUUACUGAAGUUCAAAGGAUAGCAUUGGCAUUGUACAAGUGAAGGAACUGAAUAGAACUAGAAUACAUAGAUACGGAAGAGGAAAACCCCUCACUAUCUCUGAUCUGAAUUUGGUUGUUCAUUAAUUUCACUAUGGACAAAGUUGAUUUAAAAGGGUAAAAUAUUAUUAAAUAGGCUAGAAAGUCCACCUCCAGACACACAUUUCCUAUUGCAGAUGAGUUUUUCUAACAAUAUACACGGUUAUGACAAAGAGAUGAUGAGACAACUGGGUUCCCUAAAAGGAGAAGAUUGUCAAUGGAAGCAGAGGCUAUUCCUUGACGUACCAGGAAUCCUUCCAACUUAAUGUUAUUUGCACAAAGACAUUAACCAAUAUUCAAAUUUUGAUAAUCCUUAAUAAUAGGCCUUAAAACUUGGUUUUAAGGAUAUCUUGAAUUUCUAAAAAGGAUUAAAGGAAAUAAUGAAACCUUUGAAAUUCCAGACAACAUUAUUUAAUGUGUGUAAAGCUGUCUUCCUGAGUGUGAGUUGCAAGACAUCCAUCAUGUAAAAAAGGUUUUGAUGUUUGGAUUUAGAGGAUAUUCCCAGAAACUGAUAUUCAGCUAAACCAAUAUAUCUUGCAGGCACUGUUGUCUCUACUGCUCCUUACCUUCAUUCACAAAAAUUUGGGGGAUGAUUACUGUUCCAACAGAGGGAAUUCCUCUUUAAAAAUGGCUUGACUUUGUGGGAGACCUUGUAUAUGGUAAAGAAAACUUGGUAUGAUAACAAAUCAUUUAUGCCUAGAUAAGGGAGAAUUGUCUAUUAUUCUUGUGAUAGUUUACUCAUUUCUUCACCCACUCAGAACAUAGUUGGGGGGGGGUGUUGUGAAACCAUGCAAUUUGGCAACGAUGCCUUAUUUCAUUAAACUUCUUUUUGAUCUGUGUUCAAUCAUAUUUCUAACAACAAGCCAAUACUUUUUCCUGUAAAGGGAGAGAAGGAAUAGUCAUUUGACAUGCUUUUGUUUUCUAGUUUUGUUUUCCAAAGAUUGAAAGUUAGUUAUAUAUUGGAGUCCCAACAAUUAUAUAUUUUCCAGUUUUAUGACUUGUGGUAUGACUCUGGAACAAUAUGAAGAGUUUUGAGAAUAAAGUGAGAUGGUGAUUAAAGUUUUACUUUUUACUUUUGAUUGAUAGCAACUUGAGUUUAUGGUGUAAACAAGUUGAGAUACUAUCACAAGAGGCUGUAAGAUCCAACCAAAUUGGAAUCAAGUUAGAGUAAGCUGAUGAUGAUGAUGAAGAUGAUUUGUUAACCUUAAUUUUAUGUGCCUUGUCAUCAUCAAACGUCAGUCACAUUCACAGAAAAUGCCAGACUUACAAGAAGGAACUCAGCUCCAGUCUUAUUUAGUAAAAUUUCUUCUUCCCAGGCUCAGACCAUAACAAAUCUCCCUGUUACAAACAUGUAAGAUAUAUAUCUUAUACUUCACAAAUAUAAUGUAUUUCUAAAUUCCUUCUGCUCAUCAGUAAACUCUCUUCCAAGUAGCCUAAGAGUCCACUGACACACUUACAUUUCUGAUUUCUUCAUUAAUGUAAGUAAAGUAAGGAACUAUUGUUUUUCUACCAUUCAUCACUUUCAUAGAUGCAUCCCCCAGGGUCCUUAAGUCUGAAAAGCAUUUUCUUUCUAACAAAGGCAAUCACUCUAAAAAAAUUCAUUACACUGUGUUCCCUCCACUACUAAAUGAGUUGAAUCUGAAAAACUGCACAUGAACUUGAGAGUAUUUCAUGUAAUAUCGAUGUCGUGUAAAUUUCAAUCUUCAUAAUCCAGAUACUGUUACGUUUCAAAGGGCAUGCUGUGUCAUUAAAAAAAAGAUUUACUGUGAAAUGACAUUAUUACAUAGUGCAUGAAUAUGUGGCAAAGUAAUUUGGAUCUAUCUUUACUAGUCAAUAAGAGAUUAAAUUUGGGGAGAUCAGAUGUGAGUGUUUUAGGUUAAUUCUCAACUGAGAAGAAGACAUCUUAAUGUUAGGAUACAUGGGCAAUUGUCCAUAUUCCUUGCAGUAUAUGCUCCUGUUAAAUAGAAUCCUUAGUGUAUUCUUUCCACCAGAGUAGUGGAGGUACGUUCAUAUAAUCUGCUAUUGAAUUGCAAAACCUUUUAUGUUUUCAGAGUUCAAGGGAACCCAAAUAGGAAAGUGGACUUAGUCAUUUUCCUCUGCUGGUGUUCAAGUCAUAUUUUAAACUCAGACACUCUCAGAUCUGUUCAACAGUCAGUAAAAAGUGCAUUUUACGUAGUGUUUCCCUUUAGUUUUGCCUACCUUUUUUGAUUUUGUAUAAUCUAGAAUGUAUGUAACUCAUGUGUAGGUGAUGGAGGCGCUCCAUUUUUUCUUAGAAUACUUACAAUUAUAUAUUUUGUUUUGCUUUAACUAGCAAUAGGAAAAUAGACAAAUACAAGUGUAAAAAUGAGACAUUUUAAACUCGAAUUAUAAUUUGUGUUUUAUAGUCGUUUCAUAAGUCUGUUGCUCUCUAUGAGUAUGCUCUCUAUAUAUCCUGUAAAAAUAAAUUUAUAUGUUACAUAGAAAUUCAAGAAAUUAAAUUAUUUAUUAAGCUACAAGUGUUUCUUCUGGUUUCUACCUGAUCAUAGAUAAAAAUAAAUUAAUAAUGUGUUGUUGGAACAUAUGUAAGUAUGUUUGUUAAUUUGAUAACUCUUGUUCUACUUUCUCUUCCCUCUCUGUUUAUAUCUGUAUAAGCUUAUAUUCCUUAAACCUAAACUCCUAUGGUGGUUGUGAAAAAAAUUGUCUUAAGAAAUGUUCAGUUGACUGAGAAAGAAAAGAAAACCCUUGCUAAAAAAUCAAGUCCAUUUACAAUCCCCAUUUUCUUCACUACUGGAUUAUGGAGAGGUUUAAAUCACUAGCUCAAUCACUUAAAAGUUAUUAUCACAUUAAUGGCCUUUUCAAGGUUAAAUUCUGCAUUUUUUCCUUCAUCUAUUUCAUGAAAUUCUUUGAGAAACAGAAAUGAAGAGUGAUGACCCAUGAGUCCUUCUUUGUUGUUUACUUUCCUUACUUCUUGCUCCCCAGGUAUUUUAUUCCUUUCUGUUUAAGGUACUACUCACAUAAUGACCUUAAAAUCCCCAUAAGUAAUACUUAAAGUGGCCAAGAUCUUUAAUCAUCUUGUUUUCUAUCCUGUUUGCAUCUACUUGUAGUGCACAGUCAUUCCUAAAGGGAAAUGUUUUGGCCUUACUUAUCAUUUUAGCUUGAAGAUAAAUAACCUUAUUAUUUAUUUGAGGGGGAGGACAAUGAUGGUAAAUCUUUCCAUCAAAGCAAAUCAAUUGAACAACCAUAACCCUCUUAGAAUAAAUGGGAUAUUUAAACAGAAUUUGUAUCUUAGGAAGAUAGCCUUUUAAAAAACACUUAUCAAAGAUGAAACAGAUACAAAUCAUUAUGAACUUUGAAAAUAAUAGAUUCACAAAACCCCAUAAGGUUAUUUUAGGUUGGAUUUCAAAGUAGUUAACAUAUUUAAUGUUUCAUAAAUCCAUUUCUACCUCAGUGGGAUUUAAAUGUGAGAAAAUAAUGUGUAUUGAAAAAGCAAAAUGUUAUAAGGAUCAUGACUUAAUUUAUAACUUCCACAUUAUAUUUUAAAUUGUGAAUCAUAGACAAUUACCUAUUAUUCAAAAUAUAAGGAGAGCACUCUAUAGUUGAAGAAUGUUUGGGAUUAUUUGUGUACUUCAGACACAUCAAUUCUCGGGAUUUUUUAAUUAAACUCGUGUUACUGACAAGUGGUUUAAAGCCUGAUACUAACGGAACAUCUUAUUUCCACAAGAUUCCAAAUUAAUAUCAGAUUCAUAUUUACUGGCAAAAUCAAAACAAAGAAUGAGGCAAACAUUCAGAGAAUUAUUAUGUUGGUGACCCAAUCACUUAGCACUAUGGGAUUUUUAUGGCCUGCAAGAGUAAUUCAAACAAAUUUCUUAAACAAGCUUGCAACACUAGGAUAAAGUAAUGUGGGAGAAUCUUGAUGUGUGUGUAGGAGGGAGAAUAAGGCCCUGGGGGAUACAAGAACAUAGUGAUUGUCAAUAGUUUAGCCAAUUGUUUCUCUAAAUUAGAAAUUUGUAUCCCCAGUGAUAUGUCAAUUGGUUUUAGCUGGCAUACAGAAGGAAGCUUUUUAUUCACACUGUGAGGUAUUUGAUUUACAUUUUUCAGGACUUUUAAAAACCCUUAUGUAGUACAUCAAACCCAAAACUUGACAGUUACUUUUUGUAGUUAUACUUAAAUGGUAGCAUGGUAUACAUUUAUGUGACUUAAAUGAAAACAUAGGUAAAGAAUAGUCUAGGAAAUAUAGGGCAAAAGUCACCAAGACAGUUUGCGAACAACUGGUUUAUGGAAAAACUGCUAGGGCAGUCAAUUUUUUUUUGAAAGGCAGAGUUAGACACAGAGAGAGAGAGAGACAGAGAGAAAGGUCUUCCUUCCGUUAGUUCACCCCCAAAUGGCGGCUACAGCCGGGGCUCUGCGCAGAUCUGAAGCCAGGAGCCAGGUGCUUCCUCCUGGUUUCCCAUGCAGGUACAGGGCCCAAGCACUGGGGCCAUCCGCCACUGCCUGCCUCCCCUGGCCACAGCAGAGAGCUGGACUGGAAGAGGAGCAACCAGGACAGAAUCUGGUGCCCCGACCGGGACUAGAACCCGGUGUGCCGGCGCCGCAGGCGGAGGAUUAGCCAAGUGAGCCGCGGUGCCGGCCUGGAAGUCAAUUUUUUAACCUCUGGCAAAACAUACACUAAUAAAAGAUGAAACCUUACAAAAAGAAACAAAAACAAAAACAGGUAGCAGAAGAACAUGCCAAAAGCCUACAUAAAUAAUAAACAGAACUAUACAAUUCGGAAGAUCAAUAGCUGCCUUGAAUUAAGUAAUGAAACAUCUCACUUCUCCUAUUGUUCUAAGUAAUAAAGAAUUGUUUAGGCAAUUAUGAACUUCAAAGGAAAACUGGACUCUGAAAGCAAAUCUCUUAGGUGCCCUAAGUCUGUGCUGAACAAAGAACCAUUGCUCAACAUACUUGUCCAAAGUAUAAUGGGAAAUUGAUUACUAAAUAUUAUAAUGCAUGAGUAGAAAUAAUGAUUUUUGGCUUGCUGAACACUGACAUAAACACUUGGGGAGAAAGUGAAAAAGUUCUUUCAUUGCAUUCUUCUAUGGGAUUCAUUAAUGAUAGUUCUAAGUCUUGGGUAUCUUUAGAAUCAUUUGGGAAGGUCCCAAAGUCCCAGACAAAUGUCCCAGUUAGUCCCAGACUAACUGGUCUGGAGUUUGUCCCUAAUGUUAGUACUUUUCUAGUAAGCUCUCCACGUUGAAAACUACAGAAACAAAGCAAGUGAAUCUCAAAUUUUAGACUUCAAAAGCAUUACCUGGAAACAUUGUUGAAAAUGGAAAUUUGGACUGAACCCCAAUAGAACUGGAGUAUGGGGCAACAUUUAUUUACUUAACAAGUUCCCCAGGUCAUUGUAAUGUGGACUCUCACAGAUUCCUUUUUUGAGAAACACAGGUGUUAUUUCUGUGAUUUCUGCUACUCUCAUUCUUUGAGAUGGAAAAUUAAAGGCAGCAGAGAUGAAUGUCACCAUAAACUGGGUCUUCGUUUUCUAACAAUUCUUCCCAAAUCGUUACAUCAGGACUCACAAUGAAAAAUCCCCAAUUAAAAAAAAUAACCUGAACUAUACAAAAUUUUAUUUUGUACUUGAUUAACUCAAGAAGAAAGGAGGAAUAAAAAGAACUAGUCAAGAAAGUCCAGUCCAGUUUUGCCAUGCGAUAAAUAUAUGGCUUCAAAAAUCAUAUCAUUUAGCAGAAAAAAUAAGUAACAGUUAAGUGUUAAAUAAAAACUCAUCUUCCUUCUAAGGGACUGCAGGUCUGCUGUCAGUUAUUUUUAUUCGUUAAAGAAGGAAAAUAGCACAACACAGAUAUCAAAGACAUUGUCUGUGGUGUUUGUUUAAUAUAUAAAUUAAAGUGAACCCAAUUAUCAUUUUCCUAAAAUUAACUAUCAAUUCAUCAAAAGAUUAACUCUAAUGAAGAUGUUUCUUUAGUAUAAGAAUUGCUCACUCUCUUCAAAAACUGAACCCCAGGAAAUGACUGUGAUCUUGUACAUUGGUGUAUGCUAUUCUGGUGAGUGGCAUAAAGUAUAAGACUCUGUUCAUAAUGCCAGUAAGUUUAAUUCUAUCAGUUAAAUGCAUCAUCCUGAAGGAUUUCAACAAAAACUACCUACCCACCAAUUAGACCGUAUCUGCGAUCUCUAUUUCAUCCAUCAACCACUUUUUCUGACAAUAUAGUUUCAGCUUCAUAUUAAUCUCACUGGGCUAAUUUUGAUCUCGAUGCCUCUUGUUUUACUGGAAAUGACUAACAGUGUUGAGGUUGUUAGAUUCUGUUUCAUAGAAAGAAUGUAUUAUUUGGUGUAAGAUAAUCACUUAGCCUAAAUGCAUAUUUCAAGGAUAUAGCUUGCUAUUUAAGAGGAAAUAUUCAUAUACAUUCUUCAUGGAGUAGUCACAUCAAAGAGUUUCUGAGAGUUGGUUUUAAGUUUCUGAGGAUUUCAGUCAUAUCCUAAUGACUCCCACAGGCCUUCUUAACCAUUUGGGACUUUAUAACACUAGAACAUCCAAAAAAUAAUCUUCAUCAACAAAUCUGAGUACAACAUAGCCAUUGAUAUUUCUACCCUGAACUGAAAAAACCAUAUACCAAUUUAGCUUGAUUUAUUUUGAGGCCUUAUUCUGGACAACAGUGGAAAAUUGCAAAUUGCGACAACAUGGAGCAUUUAGAGUGCUAAAUUAGUGUACAUGUUCGCAUGCAUGUGUAAUGUAUGUGCACUCUGAAAUUCAAAAUACACACUAUCAUUUCAUUUAAAUAAGCUUCAUCAAGAUGUAUGCUACAUUAAAUAAACAGCUAUGAGUUCCUAAGUUAAUGCACUCAACCAGGAAAUUACCUGGUGAAUCAUUUUUGCAUGGGCUAAAAAUAAAUACCCAGGUUUCUCUUCAACUAACUUUUCCUUAAGAACAUGCAUUUUAUCAUAAAGGAGAGAGUCAGCUCAUUCUCACUUUUCCCAUAAAAAUUCUGUGAUUGUCUCCAUUUGCUACUCUUUCCAUUACAUGGUAUCCCUGAAUUAUUUAUUUACAAAGAAUGGGGGCAGGAUUGCACUCAGCAACUAUCAUAAGAAAAGCCUGUGAAAGCACCAAAGUUAUUACUAUGGGUUUCCUAUCUUUUUGUCAAUUUUAUUUUUCCAGGGCAGUGAAAUAACUUAUUUUUCAGAUUCCAUUUAAAUUAUGUCCUUGGCAAAUAGCAUGUUCUCAGCAAAGCCUAACUUUAGAAAUACGGUUACUGAUAAGAUUUUUUUUUAGUUUUCUCUUUACAGAAUCCCUGCCAUCACUGAAGUGAAAUAGAAACACAAUAGAAUUAAGUAAAUUUACAACUGGAGAUCUUAUGAGUACUGCAACUUAAGUAUUCCGCACCACGAGGUGACCUUGUAUUCAUAGUCAUCUUCAAAACGGGCAUCUGAAUAACUUGCUGUGUGUCUUCAUGAGAAACUGGACACGGGGUGAGAAGUCACAGGAAGGGGAUAGAAGAGAUGAUUUCUGCUGCUAUAGCAUUGGAGAAGUUUAUUUUUGUGUUGACAUUUCUAAAGAUAAGACUACAUAGCUGACUAGAGCAAGUAUAACAUACUUAGCAUUUGUACUUCGGUUUUUAAGAGGGAAGGAGAUCUCUCACUAAAUAUGAAUGCUGCAUAUGUUAGCAAUAGAAAUAGUGGUUUUUCUAAUUUUGAUUGCACUUGCCUUAAAUUUUUCCAAAAAAUAUAUAUGUACAAGCAAAUACAGAUGAGGAUGUUUCAGAAAUAGGCAAGUUCUGCACUGAUUAUACUUUCUACAUAAUUUAAUGCCUAGUAGCAGAGUAUAUUUGCCAGAUCAAUAUAAAGAGUAUAUGAGCACAUGAUAACAGCAGUUUGUAUAAGCACAAGGUAUUGUAUGUUUAGAUUACAAAUUAACAAUGAUAACUUUUGGUGUGACUGAUUUGAAUUUCAAAAUGUUGGAUGUUUAAAGAUAAAUUUAUUACUUGCACAAAAAUAUUUUUGUAUAAUAUUGGGAGAGAUUCUAAAAUGGACUUGCUUUAAUGGAGUGUAACUUUCAGAGAAAAUAAACAGGGUACCUGUCUAGUUUGUAAAAUGUCUUCUUUCAAGAUUAUACUUUUACUGGUUAAAUGCAAGGAUAUAAUGACUUGAUAUACUUUUCUGUGUGUGUGAAUUGAAUAAUAUCACCAACAAUAACAAAAAUAAUAAAGCAAUGU
This is a messenger RNA of Oryctolagus cuniculus (rabbit), 15449 nucleotides long. It is a transcript of the gene IL1RAPL1, whose product is annotated as interleukin 1 receptor accessory protein like 1. Gene Ontology annotation, biological process: negative regulation of exocytosis; signal transduction. Lineage: Eukaryota; Metazoa; Chordata; Mammalia; Lagomorpha; Leporidae. The record is from RefSeq and is a predicted model, not a curated record.